UAAUUGUAUUGCUCACCAUUGAAAGCUCGAAGCUCGACUCAACGAGCGCAAUAUUAAAAAAAAAAAAAAUAAAUAAACUAAACAAGUCGGACCAAAGUGAGCUGUGCAUUUGUCGUUCGUAAUUGUAAAGUUUCAGUCCGACUUGAGCGUCAGUGGAAUUGAGACGUGUUUUAUGUAAGAAGAAAGUGAAAGUGUAAAAAUACAAAUAUAUGUACAUAUUUAAUUGUAUUAAAAAAAAAGCCGAGCUUGACAUGCAAAUAGAAAAUAAUAAGAAUAUAUAAUAUAUAGAAAAUAAAAGAAAUUAAUUUAGUUUCGCCAGCACAGAGUUGUUACAAGUGUUUUUGCCAUUCGAUCACCACAACACGUAAUAUUUAUAUUGUACAAAAAACGAGAGAAGAACGACUGACCGGUUCAACGGGUCACUUAUAUCACCACAACCAAGAGGCAACCAACCAAAAUACUCCAUCAGUAAAGUCACAAUGUCGCGUUUAAGUAUAGAAAUUCUAGCUUUGCUCGUGAGCUGUCUGACGUGCGGUGUUUUUGCACAGCAAAUCUGCCAAAUUACACAAAAUCUUAAUGAUGUGCCGCGCGCCGUACAUUCCGAUCUGUAUCGCGGUCAACAGAACUUCACUUUGUCUAUGCUGCAAGCCAUCAAUAAGGCCACACCCAAUGAGAAUGUCUUCUUUUCCCCCUACAGCACAUAUCAUGCACUACUCUUGGCCUAUUUCGGCUCACGCGGCCAAACAGAGGUUGAACUGACAAAGGCGCUAUCAUUAGAGUGGGCAAAGAAUAAGAAUCACGUGAUGCGGGGUUACACUUUGGAGCGUAGCAGUCGCAUUUCGCGUUCGAAGAACUCACCACUGCAAUUUUCCGCAGCCGAUCGUAUAUUUUUCGAUAAAGAAGAAGAGCCAACCGAAUGUGUGCAGCAGAUUUUCCAUCAGGAGUUGGCUAAACUCGAUUUCCAAAAUAAAUCAGAAGAGUGUCGCGUUGAAAUCAACAAUUGGAUCAGUAAUGUGACAAAGCAUGAAAUAACCGACAUGUUGAAGAUGGGAGAGGUGGACGCACAAACAAAAUUGGUGUUGGCAAAUGCCGCCUACUUCAAGGGACAGUGGUCGAACAAAUUCGAUCCGAAAGAUACCAAGAAAGAUAUCUUCUAUACGUCAGAGAGUAAACAAUCAUUUGUCGAUAUGAUGCACAAGCGUGGCACCUACAAUUUAGCGUUGGACGAAAACUUGGGCGCCUACGUGCUGGAAAUGCCCUAUGUCACUUCCAAUGACAAUGAGAAGGAAUCAGAUAUGUCAAUGAUCAUAAUUUUGCCACCCUUCCAUAAUUUGGAUGGCGUUUUGGCUAAAUUGACACCGGACACAUUGGACGAUGCGCUGAAAGAGGGUAUGGCUCGCGAGGUCGACGUGUCGCUGCCGAAAUUCGCUUUUGAACAAAACUUGGAAUUGGUGCCGGUACUUCGUGACAUAGGCAUUAAUUCGCUCUUCGAAGAGGAUUGUGAUCUUGGUGAAUUCUUCACCAACCGCUUGCGUUUCGGCGAUGCUAAGCAUGUGGCUAAGAUAAAUGUUGACGAGGAAGGUAGCACUGCUUCGGCGGCUACGGUGCUCUUCAGUUUCCGUUCGGCACGCCCGCUCGAGCCAACCAAAUUCGAAUGCAAUCAUCCAUUCCUCUUCCUUAUUUACGAUUACAAUGCCAAGGCGAUAUUAUUUACCGGCAUCUAUCGCGAUCCGAUGACACAGAAGUGAAAAUGUAUGCACGAAUUUCGAAGUUCGAAAGAAUAUAAUUUUUUUUUAAACUAAUAAUGCAAAACAAAACACAAUAUUUAAUAUCUAUAUAUAGUAUAUGUAUCUGAAAAAUGAUUUUCGAUUAAUUUAUAUGUUGCGAGAAAAAAAAAAACAACUGUUAUAAAAAUAAAAAAUAAAUAAAAAUAUAAA
Messenger RNA from Bactrocera oleae (olive fruit fly), 1937 nucleotides. NCBI's taxonomy places the organism in Eukaryota, Metazoa, Arthropoda, Insecta, Diptera, Tephritidae. The record is from RefSeq and is a predicted model, not a curated record.